Molecule: messenger RNA, 867 nt
Organism: Thyridium curvatum
Lineage: Eukaryota; Fungi; Ascomycota; Sordariomycetes; Thyridiales; Thyridiaceae
Exons: 2
Coding region: 1-867 (288 amino acids)
Source: RefSeq, a predicted model, not a curated record
AUGUCGACCGCCGCCCAACCCACCACCGAAACGGUGCACGCCGGAGAGAAGCUCCCUCAGCAGGGCCUUCCCCAGCAGGGCGGCCCGGAACGGCUCUAUAUGCCCGUCCGGGCCGACAAGAUCGUGUCGAGCCGUGGCUUCUACAUCGCCAAGAUCGUCAUGGGCUGCCUCAUCCUCGCCUUCGACGUGGUCGUCUUUGGCCUCUCCGGCGGCAUCGCCGCCAGCUACUUCUAUGGCCCCUACUACGGCCUGGUCUUCACCCUGCCCGUCGCCAUCGUGUCCUUCCUGUGGCAGGUCGCCGAGUUCAUCACCCUGUGCGUGCAGAAGCAGCGCGGCAUCCACCCGGGCGCCCACGUCGGCAUGCACCUCGUCAUCUGGCUGGGCGCCGCGGCCUCGGUCGGCCUGAUGUCGGCCGUCAUCUACUUCGAGGACUACUACUACUACAACAGCUACUACGACGACUACUACUCAUCCGGCAGCCGCUACUCUUCUAUCUACAUGCUCUACAAGGCCCUCGUCGCAUUCAUGGCCCUCCUCUUGCUCCUCCACUUCACCCUCUUCGUGCGCGCCUGUGUCGAGUGCAACAGGAGGAACAAGGCCACCCCGACCGUCAUGCUCGUCCCGGCCGCCUACGUCGCCAUGGGCCAGAUGCCUGCGACCACCACGUCCUACGUCCAGGUUCCCCCCAACGCAUACACGCCCAACCAGGCACAGGCCAUGAUGCAGCAGCAGCAGCAGCAACCAACGCAACCGUACUACGACGCGCACACGAGCUACUACGCCCCGGCGCCCGUGCACCAGCAGCCCGUGCCAUACUCUACUCCGUCGCCGGUUCAAGGCCAGCAGCACGUGGGGGGCGCUGCAUGA